AUGCAUAACAACGGAGCCGAUAUCACUAACGAACAAAUCAAUGAUUUAAGGCACAAAAUUCAGAAGAGAGACAAUUUUUUCGCAAUCAAAGACGAGAUAAUACGACAGAAGGAGAAAGUACUCGGAGAUGGUCUAGUGAGAAGACUCAUGGAAACGGCUGACUGUUUACAAUUUGCAGGUGAUUAUCUGUCGGAGACAUUAGUAGACAGAGAACAAUAUGAAUCGUUACUACAAGGGAAAAAGACCCAGCUCGAUGCAAUGAGGCUGGCAGUUAUUGAUGCCGACAACAUGGCUGACAUUAUUCAUAACUCAGCACAAUAUAUCAACAAUGAGGUUAUUAAUUUUGUGAGAUCUCACACUAAAAGCUUUCAUGGUGUCGAAUAUUAUGGGGAAACCACAGAAAAUACCACCCUCACAAACCCAAUGAACUCUCGAACAAUAGAAGGAGCUUUUCCAAAAUAUGAAAAUCAACAACUUGUGAGAUUAAUAAGAAAUAGGAUAUCCGUAGGACAGUCCCAUGUGCUUUACUUGUUACCUAACGGAAAACUCUAUUCAACAGGUUACAACACGACCUCAAGUCUUGGAAGAACAAUGGGCAUGGCCACUGGCUUGCUUCAUUAUCUUUAUCCAGUGGAGGGAUUAGAGAAUAGAACGAUUUUACAAUUUCACACAGUUAACACGUCCAGUAUUGUUCUUACUGAUGAUGGUGUUUACGUUUUUGGAUAUAACGGAGCUGGGCAACUUGGAAAUGGGCGAAAAUUUGAUGUUUCUGUGGCCACCAAGUUACCUGGUUUUGCUGGGGCGAAAAUCGCCCAAGUCGCUGCUGGUUAUUCCACCUCUUAUGCCAUCGAUGUCAAUGGUAAAGUGUGGAUUUGGGGAAGCAACUCGAAUGGUGCGCUUGGAGACAGAACUGGAGGCGACAAGGCAAGACCAUUUCCCAUGUUUUACAAUGGAACAUUUUAUGGGAAAAAGGCAUCAAGGGUUUGUGGUGGAGACACCUAUUCUGUUGUAUUGAGUACGGAUAGAGAUGUUUUUACCUUUGGAUCGAACAUGUAUGGAGAACUUGGCAUUUCCUCUUUAAUCACUAAAACAAUUGAGCCUUUGAGAAUUCCGUUAGUUGGAGUGUUGUUUAAUGAUACCGUUACAGAUAUUUCAUGUGGAUUUAGACACGUCCUGGCCUUGUUAUCCUCUGGAAAGGUUGUUGGUUGGGGAAGUAAUAACCACUAUCAGCUUGGUGAUGGUACAACCACCAAUGCAUUCCAACCAAAACUCAUUUCCAUUCCUUGUAAUGUCUCCAUGAUAACAGCAGGUUAUGAAACAAGCUUUGCUGUUUGUUCAAAUUCAACCAUUUACACCUGGGGCUUUAACUCCUAUGGUGAGGCAGGUAUUGGCAAUACCGUUGCCGUCACAAGGCCCACACUUGUCUCUAGUUUUUCUUCAGGCAAAGUUAUGGAACUAGUAAGCGCUCAAACUCAAACUUAUGUUCUCACGUCAGAGGAUAAAUUGUUUGGCGCAGGAGGUGGAACACAAACAAUGUACUUCAAUACCACAUUGACAAAUAAGUUCAGUAUAAUGAGCAACUACCUUAACCAUACCAUUCCAUGGCAAUUACGAAAAAUGCCUUAUUUUGAGGCUGCAGGAAAAGUUUAUGCUCUAGUUUCUUGGUCAUUGCCUCCAUCACGGCCUGGAAACGGAUUUAAUAUGUACUAUAGAAACAAGAAUGAAUCAGAAGCAUCAUGGAAAAUAAUAGAAUACGAUCCAGCAAACAAAAAGGGAUUUCCAGCAUCUAUUCACAAUAGCCAUUUCUUGAAAUACGAUGAAUAUAUUUACUUUUUCGGAGGAUUUGUCAAUGAUUCCGUAUCCGACAAAAUAUUUAGAGCAGCUUAUGCCGAUGUUGAAACAUGGGAAAUACUCGAUCAACGACUGCCUUAUGGUGUAGCAGGAGGAAUGUCUUUUGUUGUUGGAAAUUACUUUUACAUAUUUGGUGGAAUCAUUUCCAUGUACGACGAACGAACAGGCGACUAUCGUCAGAAUGUGACAAGAACAAUUAUCAGAGCUCCUGUGAGCAAUCUUACAGAUUGGAGCGUGUGGGAACUCAGAUAUUUACCAACCCCUCUUCAUAGUGCAAGUAUUGGAGUUGUUGGCGACUAUAUUUAUCUGUUUGGAGGAUGUCAGGAACUUUAUACAUGCAACUAUAAUAUUUACAGAGCUUUAUUGAGCGACGUUGGAACAUGGAUGGUCACGUAUGGUAUUUUACCACACUACUAUGCAAACGGUGUUUUGGUACAGACUCUUGAACAUCUUUAUUUAUUUGGUGGAUUCAGUAGCCCUACUGAUCUUGUAGGUGUUUUCAUUUCAAAAGCUCGCAAAACAGACCCCGUUGGCUCUUGGAACGCCCUUAAUGACAAGCUUCCCUAUGCACUUCCUAUCUCAGGAGGGUUUGAUAAUGGAACUCAAGUCGUAUUUGCAGGAUACGACUUUCGGCCCUCGAACACUCUAAAUCCAAGCGUUCAAAAUUUCAAUGUUAUUACUUUAGUGGAUUUUAUAAAAGAAAAUUAG
Molecule: messenger RNA, 2559 nt
Organism: Naegleria fowleri
Lineage: Eukaryota; Heterolobosea; Eutetramitea; Acrasida; Naegleriidae
Exons: 3
Coding region: 1-2559 (852 amino acids)
Molecular function (GO): protein binding
Source: RefSeq, a predicted model, not a curated record